Messenger RNA from Archocentrus centrarchus (flier cichlid), 864 nucleotides. Its product is annotated as CD209 antigen-like protein C. The transcript has 6 exons. The record is from RefSeq and is a predicted model, not a curated record. The coding region runs from base 1 to 864 and encodes 287 amino acids. Lineage: Eukaryota; Metazoa; Chordata; Actinopteri; Cichliformes; Cichlidae.
AUGGAGGAAAUUUAUGUCAAUGCUGAAUAUUUCAAAUCCGACAACUCAACACCUUCAACAAAUCACACAGGUCAAAGGAGCUCUAAAAGGAGUCUCUAUUUAGUUCUUAUUUUCUCUCUGGGCCUCCUGAGUGUUUUCCUGCUGGUUGGACUUAUCACUCUUGACCUUCUAAAUGCAAGUCUCUCUGCUGUGAGUAACCAACUUUCCUCCAUGACUGAGGAGAGAAACCUUCUAAAUGCAAGUCUCUCUGCUGUGAGUAACCAACUUUCCUCCAUGACUGAGGAGAGAGACCUUCUAAAUGCAAGUCUCUCUGCUGUGAGUAACCAACUUUCCUCCAUGACUGAGGAGAGAGACCUUCUAAAUGCAAGUCUCUCUGCUGUGAGUAACCAACUUUCCUCCAUGACUGAGGAGAGAGACCUGCUGACAGAAAAUACCAAAGAGCUGAAAAGACUGCUGUAUUUGGCCAAUCAGAACAAAGCAUGUCCUGCAGGAUGGAGGAAGUUCAGUUGUAGCUGCUAUCUCCUGUCUGAAAGGUCUGAUUCCUGGGAUGCAGCCAGAAAGGACUGCAGAGACAGAGAAGCAGAUUUGGUGGUGAUAGACAGCACUGAAGAACAGACCUUUCUCUCUACGGUGACGAAGGUAUACACCUGGAUUGGGUUAAAUGACAAAGAAAAGGAGGGAACAUGGAAAUGGGUUGAUGGAACUGCAGUGACUCUGACGAACUGGGCGAAAAAUCAACCUGAUGAUGGUGGUAGACGUCAAAAUCUGGGUGAAGAAAACUGCGCUCAUAUCAAAGACAUCAUGUUCUGGAAUGAUCUUUCAUGUUCAGCUUCUUUGAAGUGGAUCUGUGAAAAAACACCAUAA